AUGAGGUUUCAGGAGGAAGGACUUCCUCUUACGAUGCGGCAAAUGGUGCUUGCAGUCCUGACGGGUGCCCCUCUGCCGGACGACAUGCCCAAGAAGAGCUGUCUGCUGUACCGCUGUGAGAACAAGGCCGAAUUUGCCGCGGGCACGCCCUCCUUUGAUGUGUGGGGGCUGCGCCCGAUCGGCCUGGUGGGGCCCCGCGAGAACCCCGUCGACGUGGUCCCCUUCCUCGCCGCUGGUGCCGAGCUCGCCCCAAGUGAGGGUGCAGGAGGGCAAGCUCCGACGGAGGUCGGUGGCCCAAGCGCUGAGGAGCACAUGCCACGUGGUGAUCUUGGGGCGUCGUCCUCGGGAGCUCACGAUCCCUCCCCUGGGGCGUCGGUGACCGAGGCAACGCAGCAUGCGGUUCCCGAGGUCAAGGCCCCGGAAGCCUGGGAGGUCGUGGCGAGACGACGCCCGACUGUUCACCGCAGCCGAGCACCCCUGAAGUUGUCCCUCCAAGCUCUUCUUUGGCUGCGCCUCGCGCUGGCCGCCAUGUCCAGCACUUCGAGAAAGAAAAACAACCCCACCCCGCACGACCCACUAACCUACGCCCCUCUCACUGUAACCACCGCCGCCGCUUCCUUCCCCCACGUCGGCGGCCUCUCUCCACCGCGCGCCGCCCUCCUCCUUCCCCGACGCCAGCCGCCGCCCUCCACCACGCGCCGCCCUCCUCCUUCCCUGGCGCCGGACGCCUCCCUCCACCACGCGCCACCCUCCUCCUCCCCAGCGCCGGCCGCCUGCCUCCACUACGCGCCGCCCUCCUCCUUCCCCGGCGCCGGACGCCUCCCUCCACCACCAGCCGCCCUCCUCCUUCCCCGGCGUCGGCCGCCUGCCUCCACCACGCGCCGCCCUCCUCCUCGUCACGCUGCCGCCGCCCUGCUCCCUCCCCCAGCGUGCCGCCGCCGCCCGGCUCCCUUCCCGAGCGCGACGCUGCCGCCCUGCUCCCUCCCCCAGCGCGCCCCCGCCACAGUGGCCGCACGGUCCACUGCCGCCACACUAGUCCGUUCGCCACUACCAACCAAGGCCGUUCGACGACGUUCAACAACACAGAGGAGCGCCCUGGCUGAUCACAGCCACCCCCCGCAGGCCGUAGAACGCCACCUCCGCAGGCGGUUCAUCGCAGCAGCGACCUGGAUCCUGCUAGUUCCCACCAGCGAUGUCUAUUCAAGCAUGUCGUCAUUCUCUAGCUGCAGUGUGGCUCGGCUACUGCACUUGGUGCAGGUGCGAGAUGGCGGCUGCUGACGUCGCUAAGUCCAUCUACAAACUAGUGGUUAGCUGCUCCCAGCGGUAAAUGUGGUCGGGUUCAGCAGCGAGCUCUUCCUCGAGCAACCAUUUGGAGAACUUUAUUGUGUUCUUGUGGUGGUGAUUGAUUUUAGCAUCAACAAAUUUGACGUUGGUAGCUAGCUUGCGUAUGGAACCCACGAGUUCAAUAUUGGCUUUAGAUUCAGUUCUUGUUGUACAAAAUGUCCCAGUGUUGACAUUUAUUCGGGUAAAAAAGUUUAUUUCAGUUCA
Triticum aestivum (bread wheat) is the source of this 1548-nucleotide messenger RNA. RefSeq lists its product as uncharacterized. The transcript is spliced from 4 exons. The coding region runs from base 1 to 1278 and encodes 425 amino acids. The record is from RefSeq and is a predicted model, not a curated record. NCBI's taxonomy places the organism in Eukaryota, Viridiplantae, Streptophyta, Magnoliopsida, Poales, Poaceae.